GAAUUGGAGAACCGGAGCUUCGAGAUAGCUUCAAUCAGUCAAAUCUGAAUCUCUCACCUCCAGACUCAAUCGCCCAAAAUGACGACCAACAUAGCCCUAGAAACCUCCAUGGGCACCAUAACCGUCGAACUCUACAGCACCCACGCGCCGCGAACCUGCACGAACUUCCGGACACUAGUAUCACGCGGCUACUACAACAACGUGAUCUUCCACCGCAUAAUCCCGAACUUCAUGGCGCAAACGGGCGACCCGAGCGGCACGGGACGAGGCGGGACGUCCAUCUACGGGGAGAAGUUCGCGGACGAGAUCGCGCCGGACCUGCGACACACGGGGGCCGGGAUCCUGAGUAUGGCGAAUGGCGGCAAGGACACGAACGGCUCGCAGUUCUUUAUGACGCUGGCUCCGACGCCGUGGCUCGAUGGCAAGCACACUAUUUUCGGACGCGUGAAGAGUGGGCUUAGUGUGCUGAAGCGGAUGGGUAUGGUGAAGACGGAUGAGGACGAUAGGCCUCUGGAUGAGGUUAAGAUUAUCCAGGCGAGGGUUCUUGUCGACGAGGAUGUUCUCUAAUGACCAUGUUCACAAGAAGGCGGUUGGCAUUAUGAUAAACCGAUGAGAUCGGGUUAUAUAUCUGGCAGGUAUGCAUGAGUCGGCGUUCCGGUUUCAAAAGGCUCGAUGGUUUUAGAUAGAGAUACCAAUCACAUAGCAUUCAUUGUCAAUUGCAUCGUAU
Messenger RNA from Annulohypoxylon maeteangense, 727 nucleotides. Its product is annotated as cyclophilin-like domain-containing protein. The record is from RefSeq and is a predicted model, not a curated record. Gene Ontology annotation, cellular component: catalytic step 2 spliceosome. Bases 79 to 567 code for a protein of 162 amino acids. Lineage: Eukaryota; Fungi; Ascomycota; Sordariomycetes; Xylariales; Hypoxylaceae. Gene Ontology annotation, molecular function: peptidyl-prolyl cis-trans isomerase activity. The transcript is spliced from 2 exons. Gene Ontology annotation, biological process: protein peptidyl-prolyl isomerization; protein folding.